This is a messenger RNA of Colletotrichum spaethianum, 939 nucleotides long. RefSeq names its product eukaryotic translation initiation factor 2 subunit beta. Gene Ontology annotation, cellular component: eukaryotic translation initiation factor 2 complex. The record is from RefSeq and is a predicted model, not a curated record. Lineage: Eukaryota; Fungi; Ascomycota; Sordariomycetes; Glomerellales; Glomerellaceae. Bases 1 to 939 code for a protein of 312 amino acids. Gene Ontology annotation, biological process: formation of translation preinitiation complex; translational initiation; formation of cytoplasmic translation initiation complex. The transcript is spliced from 3 exons. Gene Ontology annotation, molecular function: mRNA binding; translation initiation factor activity; translation initiation factor binding.
AUGGUCAACGCCACCGAGGAACCCAAGGAGACAGCCCAGUCGCACACGCCCCGUACGCCGCCGCUUGCCGCAGCCCUUGAAGCCUUACAUGCUGAUGCCAAUUCUCAAGCUGGAGCCGAAGAUGCGACGGCCCCCGAAGCCGCCGUCGAGGAUGGUGGUCUUGACCUGUCGAUGAAGAAGAAGAAGAAGAAGAAGGUUCCCAAGGACGGUGACGACGCCGCCGAGGAUGCGCCCGCUGGCGAGGACGGCGGACUGGACUUGACCAUGAAGAAAAAGAAGAAGAAGAAGAAGGUCGCCGAGGACGGCGAGGAGGACGAGUUCGCCGCCAAGCUCAAGGCUCUGGACCUCGAGGGUAACCAGGAGGGCGGUGAGGCCACCGAGGCCGCCGCCGACGACGGCGACAUGGACGCCGGCACUGGCAUCUGGCAGCACGACGAGACCAAGGCCCUGAGCUACAGCCUGCUCCUGAACCGCUUCUUCCACCAGCUUUCCCAGAAGAACCCCGACCACGCCCUUAGCGGCUCCAAGAGCUACAAGAUCCCUCCCCCGCAGUGCAUGCGUGAAGGCAACAAGAAGACCAUCUUCGCCAACAUUGCCGAGAUCUGCAAGCGCAUGAAGAGAACCGAGGAGCACGUCACCGCCUACCUCUUCUCCGAGUUGGGUACCAGCGGUUCCGUCGACGGUAGCAGACGCCUGGUCAUCAAGGGUCGUUUCCAGCAGAAGCAGCUCGAGAACGUGCUGCGCAAGUACAUCACAUUCUCCUUUGCAGUCGAGUACGUCACCUGCAAGACCUGCAAAUCCGCCGACACCGAGCUGUCCAAGGGAGAGAACCGUCUGUACUUCAUUACCUGCAACUCUUGCGGUUCGAGACGUUCCGUCACCGCCAUCAAGACUGGUUUCUCCGCCCAGAUCGGCAAGAGAAGAAAGAUGCAGGGUUAA